Molecule: messenger RNA, 3204 nt
Organism: Rotaria sp. Silwood2
Lineage: Eukaryota; Metazoa; Rotifera; Eurotatoria; Philodinida; Philodinidae
Source: the annotation of a GenBank genome assembly
AUGUCUGAAAGUGAAGACUUAGAAUCGUUAAAAGUGAUUGAACUACAAAAUGAACUUAAAAAACGUGGUCUUGAUACAAAAGGACGCAAAGCAGAUUUAAUCACUCGUCUACGUCAAGCAAUCAAUGAUGCUACUAAAACAACAACAGAUAAUCCAGAUAUUAGUGAUGAAGAAUCAGCUCCACCUGUCAUCAAAGAUGAAACAUCAUCUCCAUCAAGUGCUAUUGAAGAUGACGACGAUGAUGAUGAUGAACAAGAGCAACCAUUAACAGAACCAGUAUCAAAUAAUAAUCAAUUAGAAGAUCCUCUUAUACAACAAAUAGAAUCAACAUUAAGUAAAAAACGUCGUCUUACUGAUGAUGAAGAAAAAGACAAUGAAGAAAGUGAAGAUAAUGAAAUAGAAAAAAUAAAAGAUGAAGAUAUUGAAAAUAAUUAUAAUGAAAAUGAUGAAUUAGCUAAGCAACGCCGUAAGAAAAAAAGUCGUUGGGAAUCAGAACAAGAUGAAGAAGAAGAAACAUCAGAAAAACAAAUAACUACAAAACGUACUUCUGAUGAUGAUGAUACUGUUGAUAAUAGUAGUACAACAAGUAGUAGCAGACAUAGAGAUCGAGAUCAUCAUCGAUCAUCAAGAUAUAGUGACGAUCGACAUUAUACUAGUCGACAUUCAGAAAGGUCAACAGAAAAGGAAGCAUUACUUCCAGAAGAAGAAACUGUACAAUACAACUCUGAGGAUGUUGUACUAGACUUUUAUACGUCUGAUCUAAAUCUUACUAUUAAUACGAAUUGUUUAUCAGCAUCGAGUAAAUCGAAUGAUGCGUUAUGUUUUUUGUGGGCUGGCACUCGUGCAACUUAUGGAUUUAAACAAGGGAAAAUUUGUUAUGAAAUUCGAAUAACUGAAAUAAUUGAAUGUCCACAUAUGCCAGAUUAUGAAAAAGAAAAAUUUGGUAUUCGUGUUGGUUGGUCUAAUUUAUAUUCGGGUCUUCAUGCACUUCAACUAGGUGAAUUCAAUGAUUCAUUUGGUUAUACAUAUUCUGGAAAGAAAAUGUGUAAAUUAAAUGAUGAAUUAUCUGAAGAUAACUAUGGUGAAUCAUUUGGUGUGACAGAUAUUCUUGGAUGUUAUAUUGAUCUUGGGAAUCAUGGUGAUGAUAGUAAAAUACAUAUAUCAUUUACAAAAAAUGGUCAAGAUUUUGGUCAAGCAUUUGAAUUAGAUAAAACAACUUUUUCAAAUCAUAAUGAUGAAAAUCGAUUCAUCUUUUAUCCUCAUAUUUUAGUUAAAAAUAUUAAAUUUCAAUGUAAUUUUGAACAAUUAGAAACAUCAUGGUCAGAAAUAAAAAAUGACUAUAUAUUUCCACAAAAUAUUUCUUUACAUGAACGAAUUCGUUGUUCAGAGCCAAUUCUAGAAAAAAAUGAUUGCCAAGUUAUUUUACUUUCUGGAUUAAUUGGAUCAGGAAAAACAACAUGGGCAAAAAAAUAUAUUAAAGAUAAUCCAACAAAAAAUUUUAAUUUAAUCAAUGCUGAAUACGUUCUUAGCAAAAUGGCGAUUGAUGGUAAAUUACCAACAAUCAAAGAUCGUAAUGAUGGUUUAAUGUUACGUGUUAAUAUUUGUUUACAAAAAUUAAUUGAAAUAGCUGCACAACGUCGACGCAAUUAUAUUAUUGAUCAUGUGAAUAUAAGUCGAGAAACCCAAUCAAAACGCCAACGAUUAUUUACUGGUUAUCAACGUUUAGGCGUCGUUAUCGUACCUAACGAUGAUGAAUUGAGAACCCGCAUUGAGAAAGUUGAAAGAACAGAAACUAUUUCAAUACCUUUGCAAUGGAUUCGAGAAGCGAAAGCUAAAUUUCAUUUCUUACAAAAGGGUUCUUCCUUAGAAGAGGUUAUUUAUCCUGAAUUGUCUUAUCAAGAUGCCAAAUCUUUAUAUGAUAAAAUUCGUCGAGAUUAUGAUCAGCAUCAUUCGUCUUCGUCACGUUAUGAACGACAUGAUGAUUAUCGUUCAUCACGUAAUGAUCGAAAUCGUUAUGAUGAUCGAGAUCGUGGCAGUCGUGAUCGCGAUCGUGAUCGUUAUAAUCGAUCUCGUUCACGUGAGCAUGGUAGUCGAGAUCGGGAUCGUGAUCGACGAACAUCCCAUGAAGAUUCACGUUAUUCAUCAUCACGUCGUAAUGAUAAUUAUAGUGGUGGUGCGGGUAGUGGUCAUAUUAAUAAUAACUAUCGUGCAGGUGGUUAUUCUGAUAAUCGACAAGAUUCGAAAAACAAUAACUAUAAUCAACGUGGUGGUUUUCAUGAAAGAGGUUACCAUGGAAGAGGAGGUAAUAAUUAUAAUAAUCAAUCGAAUGUUGGAUGGCGCGGUAGUUAUCAUCAACAACAAAGAAAUGAUUUCGGAGCAGGUAGCGGUGGACAUGGUCGCGGAGAUUUUAGAGCUGGAAAUCAAUUUAAUAAUAGAGGAUCAUUUCAUGAUAAUCAACGUAGCGGACGUGGUGGUGAUAGUGGUGGAUUUAGACCAGAUUUCAAUAAUCAACAACGUGGUCGACAAUUUAAUGAAUAUGAUAGUAAUCCUCAACGUCAAGGCAAUAGUGGUGGAUUUAUGCAAAAUAAUAAUAAUAAUAAUAAUUUCAAUCAACAACAUGAUCGACAAGGAUUUGGUUCUCGACCACCGAUGCCACAACAACAACAACAACAGCAACAGAAUCUAUUUCAAAAUCAAGCCCAACGUCCACAACCACUUCUUCAAAAUCCAUCAUCUAAUCAACAACAACAAUUUUCAUCGCAAAUUUCUCAAACAGCAACUAAUAACCCGAAUUUAUCUUUACAAUCACAAAACUCAUUAGGUAUGAAUCCUACUGGGGUCAUACAGCCAAAUUCACUUGAUUCAUGGUUUGCAUUAUAUGCCGCUGCACUUAAUCCACAAGUCGCUCCACAACAACAACAAAUUCAACCACAACAAGAUACCAAUUCAGUAACUCAACAAUGGACACAAUGGUUUAAAACAGCUCAAAUGGGCCAAGUAGUACAACAGUCUCAACCUCAAUUAACCGUUCAACAGCCUGACACUCAACAACAACAACAAAAUCAAUUGUCUGAUGCAACUGCUUUGUAUUAUCAAGCAUACUAUGCUCAAUUAGCAGCUGCUCAACAACAAGCAGCUGCUGGAGCUGGUUCAACAAAUGGUGCUGUAGCACCAUCUGGUAGUAGCGAUAAACCACUUUCUUGA